Pectinophora gossypiella (pink bollworm) is the source of this 2067-nucleotide messenger RNA. RefSeq names its product G-protein coupled receptor dmsr-1-like (gene NGR-A20). The record is from RefSeq and is a predicted model, not a curated record. NCBI's taxonomy places the organism in Eukaryota, Metazoa, Arthropoda, Insecta, Lepidoptera, Gelechiidae. The coding region runs from base 294 to 1562 and encodes 422 amino acids. Gene Ontology annotation, molecular function: G protein-coupled receptor activity. Gene Ontology annotation, biological process: G protein-coupled receptor signaling pathway. The transcript has 7 exons. Gene Ontology annotation, cellular component: membrane.
AUCUUUGAACCGUUAUCGCUAGAUGUAAACAUACAAACACAAAUUUUAGCACACAAUUUUAUGUUUGGUUAAGCCAACAAACAUUUUCCUGAAGUUUAAUUUUAUUAUUUGGUUUGAUAUUGCCGCUGAGGAGAUUUCUGAUCAAGAAUCUACAAGCGGAAAUCAUGUGAAGAUUCACAGUCGUGAUUGGACCAUGUGGGUGUGAAGAUGUGUCCCCUGAUGACGUAAGACGGUUGAGACCAAGUGGGCCACUAAGUGAUGAACAAAAGGCCAAUAAAUUGUCACUCUUCAAGAUGUUGGCUGACGAUGAAAAUCGCCGCGUCUACAACGACACUUAUACUAACGUCUCAUACACCUUAUUUGAAGACUCCCGACUCAUCUCUCUCCUCAAAUAUGGCGGGCCCAACAACACCAAUAUCGGAGAAGUACUUCGAGCGUUGGAAGAUUACCGGAACAAGUACAACAUUUCCGUAAUGAAAGAAUGCUACCAUUCCGAAUAUUGCUCUGGGGAAUUCCGAGACUUGAUCCUGGCAUACAAUAAUAUCCACGGAUAUGUCAGCUUAUUGGUGUGCCUAUUCGGCAGCCUCGCGAAUGCCCUGAACGUGGCCGUGUUGACGCGGCGCGACCUGGCCGCGGCGCCCAUCAACCGGCUGCUCAAGUGGCUCGCUGUCGCCGAUGUCUUCGUCAUGCUCGAGUACGUGCCCUUCGCCAUCUACAGGUAUCUGCUACUGCCCGGCCAGGAUGAGCGUCCGUACCCGUGGGCGGUCUACAUGCUCUUCCACAGCCACUUCACUCAGAUCCUGCACACCGCCUCCAUACUGCUCACUCUCUCGCUGGCUGUCUGGAGGUAUAUCGCUAUCAAGUAUCCGUCCCAUAGCCCCGCGCUGUGCACAGAUAGACGUUGCUCCCUCGCCAUCCUGAGCAGCUUCGUUCUACCGCCAAUACUCUGCAUACCUUCAUAUUUCGUAUUCACAAUCCACAAAGAGUUCACAGUUGACCGGAGGAAGGUGUACUUCGUUGACUCGGACUACGAAGGCAGUUUAUACCAGAUCAACUUCUGGGUCCACGCAGUCCUUAUCAAGCUUCUGCCCUGUUUUAUACUGACAGUCAUCAGUGCUUGGUUGAUCCGGGCGUUAUAUAGAGCUAACAGCAGGAAGAAAGCCUUGAAGGGAUACAGUGCAUGUCACACUGAUACUGUUGUCAAUGGUAACGGGAAUGUGUUCACGAGGAAAUCGACGAAGCGGUCAAAGGCGGAGAGAAGAACGGACAGGACAACGAGGAUGUUGCUUGCUGUUCUUCUUUUGUUUCUUCUGACGGAAUUCCCUCAAGGUAUACUCGGUUUGCUGAGCGGUGUCCUCGGGCGAUGCUUCUUCAAACGCUGCUACGAUCUGUUCGGGGAGCUGAUGGAUGCUCUGGCCCUGCUGAACGGAGCCAUCAACUUCGUGCUCUACUGCUCCAUGUCGCGUCAGUUCCGCACCACCUUCGGGCAACUCAUGAGGACCCGUUGUGCUUCGACUCCAAGAGCCAGUUCCCAUACAGAGCUACAGACUACUUAUGUAUGAUCGCGGAAGAUCAAAAAAGUGAAGGUGUAAAUUUGAGGAUUGUGAGGAUUGAACUGUUGGAAACUGAACUUAAAAAGUGAGGUUAGGUUAGGUUACUGUUUUUUAAGAUAGCGAAUUCCUAAUAUGACACACAAACACACACACACACACGACACACACACACAACACACGACACGACACGAGAGACACGAGACACGAGUUGGACACGAGUUGGACACGAGAGUUCAUUCAGGGUGUAUAUAGUAAGAAAGAUUACUAAUGGUAUCAAACUAUCGGUGAUUUAACAAAUUAUACGUACUUGUCCCAAAUUUUAAUUCAAAAAGUUUAUGCAGGGUUAGGUCCUUUUCCUGAACGAUGUGGCACAAAAUGAUCCACCAACCCGCAUUGGAGCAGCGUGGUGGAGUAUACUUCAUACCCCCUCCGGUUGUUUGAGGAGAGGCCUGUGCCCAGCAGUGGGACGUAUAUAUCGAAGGCUGUUUAUGUUCAAGUAUCGUAAGCCAUUCAA